Molecule: messenger RNA, 3632 nt
Organism: Mangifera indica (mango)
Lineage: Eukaryota; Viridiplantae; Streptophyta; Magnoliopsida; Sapindales; Anacardiaceae
Product: probable disease resistance protein At4g27220
Exons: 5
Coding region: 15-3632 (1205 amino acids)
Molecular function (GO): ADP binding; protein binding
Source: RefSeq, a predicted model, not a curated record
AAAAGAAAAAGGCCAUGGAGAUUGUCACUUCUGCUGGUGGGAAGGUAGCUGAGAAGGUAGCUGACAAUGUGUUUGCAGCUGCUGGUGAUCAACUUGGUUAUUUGUUUCACUACAAUGACAACAUCGAAAGAUUGAAAAAGCAAGCUGAGAAGCUGAGGGAUAGCAGAGACAUGGUGCUAAAGAAAAUCGAAUAUGCUGAAAGAAAUGGAGAGAUCAUCUUUGAUGUUGUUCAAAAGUGGUUAGCUGAAGUUGAUGAUAUUUCUGCAAAAGCUGAAAAGUUUCUGGAAGAUGAAGGCAAAGCCAACAAGAGAUGCCUCAAAGGGUGGUGCAUUAAUCUCAGACAACAUUGUCGAUUCAGUAAGGAGGCAAAAAAUCAUACUCUGGCGAUUUCUGGUCAGCUUCAAGAACUGGGAAAUCUUGUAAGUGUGUCUUGUCCUGCUCCUCCAUCUGGAAUUAUAUCUUCAUCUGAGGCAUUUAAUUCUAGCAUAUUCGAAUCUAGAAAUUCAUUUAAGAAGGAAGUUAUGGAGGCCUUAAUUGAAGAUAGCAAUGUCAACAAAAUUGGAAUAUGUGGGAUGGGGGGCAUUGGUAAAACCACACUAGUUAAAGAAAUUGGCCACCAUGUAAAAGAAGCCAGGGAGUAUGAUGUUGUAGCGAUGGCGGUUGUCUCUCAAACCCCCGAUAUCAUGAAGAUUCAAGGGGAGAUUGCUGACAUGUUGGGUUUGAAAUCUCUUCCGACUCAUUCUGAAUUAGAAAGAGCAAGUUCAUUGUGGCAAAAAAUCAAGAGAGAGAAGCGGGUCCUCAUAAUAUUAGACGAUGUUUGGGAGAUUAUUAAAUUGAGUGAGAUCGGUAUACCUUUUGGGAAUGACCAUAGAGGCUGUAAAAUUUUAAUCACCUCCCGAAGUAGAGAUGUGUGUAAUGGAAUGGACUGCCAAAAGAUUUAUACUAUUGCAACUUUAUCAAAACAAGAGUCUUGGGAGCUUUUUAGCAAGAUUGCGGGCCCGAUUGUUGAAAAUUCUGAUAUUAACCUAAUUGCAAGAGAGGUAACUACUAAAUGUGGGGGAUUGCCACUUGCAAUUGUGACAAUAGCAGGAGCUUUAAAAGGUAAGAACAAGCAUGUGUGGAGCAACGUAGCACAACAACUUAGAACGUCUACCCCUUCAAGCAUCCCAGAAUUGGAGAGAAACGUUUUUUUAUCUCUGGAACUAAGCUUCAAGUACCUAGAAAAUGAGACAAAAUCACUUUUUCUGUUUUGUAGUUUAUUUCCAGAGGAUUACAAAAUUCAUGUUGAAAAUUUGGUCAGAUAUUGGACAGGUUUGAGGUGGUUUGGACAUACUCAUGAGACAAUUGAAAUUGUCAGAAACAGAGUUCAUACUAUUGUAAGUACCAUAACCUCUUCUUUUCUUUUGAUUGAAGAAGGUGAAAAGUAUGUAAAAAUGCAUGAUGUUAUUCGUGAUUUUGCAAUAGCUAUAGCUCCUAGAUACAACCAUAAAUUCAUGGUAGAUGUUGGAUUGGAUCUAAAAGAGUGGCCAUAUGGGGAUACAUUUGAAGAUUUCACAUGUAUCUCAUUGAUGACAAAUUAUAUUCAAGAGAUACCUAAUGGGUUGGAAUACCCAAAUUUGCAGGCUUUGUUGUUACAGGAAAAUAAAAGUUUGGUUGUCCCUAGUAGUUUCUUUGAGAAAAUGAUGAAUCUCAAAGUUUUAAGCUUGGGACGAACAUACAUCAAGACAUUGCCUGAUUCACUUUCAUUUCUCACAAAUCUUCGAACAUUAGAUGUUCGGUAUUCCAUGUUGGUUGAUCUAUCAGUAAUUGGUAGGCUAAGUAAACUUGAGAUUUUUUCCCUUUCUAAUUCUAAACUUGUUAAAGAGAUCCCUUCAUCCUUUAGUCAAUUAACUAAUCUUAGGUUGUUAGAUUUGAAUAAUAUAGAUAUAGAACUAAUACCUUGUGGUGUUAUAUCUUCUCUUCAAAAGUUAGAGGAGUUAUAUGUUAAUCGUUUUGUUAAAUGGGGAUCUGAAAGUUGUGCCAAUCUUGCUGAGUUAGACGUCUUGUCUCGAUUGACUAGCUUACAUGUUUUUAUUCCAAAUAACCAGGUGUUCUCCCCAACAUUCUUGUCAUUCCAAAAAUUGCCCAACUUUGUCUUAAUAAUAGCUAAUAGCUUAUUAACAAAACAUAAAAAUCUUGUUCAUUGGACUAAAUCUCCCACUGAAAGAUAUCGUUCUGAUAAAUAUUUAGGUAACAUGUUGUACUCAAGAAUUAUGGAGAUCUCAAGUACUAACAUUUCAAUGAUAUAUGACAAGUUUAGAGGUUCAGUUAAAAGAACUGAGAGACUAACUUUAGAAAAUAUUUUUAAUUUAGAUAGCAUUAGUCAUGACCUAACUGAUGAAGGGUUCAAUGAAUUGAAGUAUCUCGAUAUCAAAAGAUGUGAUAAGAUAAGGAAUCUUUUCAAUGCAUUGGAAAGGACAACAAACUCAAGUUUCGACAAUUUAGAGAAAUUGUAUCUCAUUGAGAAUUACAACCUUAUUGCAAUAUGUAAUGGACAACCUGCCACUCAGUCUUUUUGUAAACUAAAACUUUUGAAGGUGGAGAAAUGUAACAGCUUGUUAAAUAUUGCACCGAGUCAUUUGUUAUUGAGGUUUCAAAAUCUUCAAACACUUGAAGUAAAAAUGUGCAGAUCAUUGGUGUAUAUAUUUGAUUGUGAAAAGAUUAAGACUGGAAUGAGAGAAACCAAGUUACUCUCGUCAUUAGAGAAUAUACAUUUGGAAUAUUUGGAAGAGAUGUUACUUAUAUGGAAGGGUGACCAUCAAUCCAUAAGCCUCCAUAACUUGAAGAGAGUAUAUUUGUGGAGUUGCCCCAAGUUAAUAAAACUAUUUUCACCAACUCUACUCCAAAGCCUUAUUUGUUUGGAAGAAAUAGAAUUAAAUUUAUGCUAUAAUUUAAAGGAGAUAUUUGAGAAAGAAGAAGUGGAGAAUGUAGAGUUAGAUCAGACCAUAAUCCCCCCAUGCUUGGGAAACCUGACUUUUAUAAAAAUAAGUGGUUGUUUUAAUUUAGAAAUCCUCUUCACUCCCUCAAUUGUCAAACUCUUGGUGAAGCUCAAAACACUUGUAAUAAAGAGAUGCCUAAGAAUACAAGAAAUAAUCACAAAUGAGAAAGGAGAAAAAGAAGAGCCAUUAGAGAGCAUUGUGUUUCCAAGUUUGUACUGCUUGGAACUUGGUAAGCUUAACAGCCUCACUUGUUUUAGCUCUAGGUCAUAUACUAUUGAAUUCCCAAAAUUAGAAAGAUUACGGAUAUAUAAAUGUAGAAAGAUGAAGACCUUCGGUUUUGGAGAGCAAGUAACACCCAACCUUAAAAAAGUGCGUCUUGGAGGUACUAACCGUUGGAAUGGCAACUUGAAAAGCACAUUGGAAGAGUUCUUCAAUGAACAGGCACAAAAGACUGCUGGAAGGAGAACGAAGAACAAAAGGCUGUUGCUGCAAGGAGACCAAAUUAAAGUAGAUAGUGAAAAUGGUACCAGUCGUGGGAAUGACAACCUCAGUACCACAUUAGAAGAGUUGUUCGAUGAACAGCUUUUGCUUGUUGCUGCAUUGGUUGUCUUAGAGGCAUUGGCGGAUCAUGAAGCUGAGGGAUUGAGAGAGUAG